CUUGUUCUAUCGGGAAACCUUGAAAGAAACUGGAGCCUUUUUAGGCAGAAGUUCGAACUGUUUCUCAAGGCGACAACAAUUGGUGGCAAGUCUCGAUCCACGUCUGCAGCUGCCACAUCUGAAGCGGCCACGUCAGCAGUGGUCACCGCUGCUAAGUCGGCAUUGCUGCUCAGUAUUGCUGGAGAAGAGGCCCUGGAAGUAUUCAACAACUUCAAGUUCUUGGAGAAGGAAACCCGCGAGGACUACGACACAGUUGUCAAGAAGUUAGGGGAGUACUGUGCACAACAGCAGAACGAAGUCUACGAGAGGUUCAUCUUCCGGUCCAGGAUGCAGGGCGAAUCAGAGCCGGUCGAGCAUUUUCUUCGGGACCUCGGGAAACAAUCCAGGUAUUGUCACUUCGAAGGGUUAUGUGAUUCCUUGAUUCGCGACCAGAUUGUUUUUGGCACGAAAAGCAAGAAACUGCGAGAAAAGAUGCUGCAUGAAAAAGACUUGACCUUGGCUAAAGCAGAGCAGAUGUGCAAGGCAGCCAAGGCCAGGAAAAUGCAGAAGCACCCGUACAUGGAACUGGGCAACAAAUGCAACCCUGCAGAAAAUGUAAUCGAGUGCACAAGCCGGGAAACUGUCCAGCAUUCGGACGAAUUUGUAACGCCUGCAAAAAGAUAA
This is a messenger RNA of Ixodes scapularis (black-legged tick), 663 nucleotides long. RefSeq lists its product as uncharacterized. The record is from RefSeq and is a predicted model, not a curated record. The transcript is spliced from 2 exons. Lineage: Eukaryota; Metazoa; Arthropoda; Arachnida; Ixodida; Ixodidae. The annotation marks the transcript as partial.